Messenger RNA from Trichomycterus rosablanca, 1089 nucleotides. Its product is annotated as galanin receptor 2a. Gene Ontology annotation, biological process: G protein-coupled receptor signaling pathway. The record is from RefSeq and is a predicted model, not a curated record. Bases 1 to 1089 code for a protein of 362 amino acids. Lineage: Eukaryota; Metazoa; Chordata; Actinopteri; Siluriformes; Trichomycteridae. Gene Ontology annotation, molecular function: G protein-coupled receptor activity. Gene Ontology annotation, cellular component: plasma membrane. The transcript has 2 exons.
AUGAACACAUCACAGCAGGUUCAGUUCUCCACCAACAGGAGGGUUGAGUCCGCCAUCAUCUCUUCAGUAUUCGCUCUUAUUUUUCUGCUUGGCACCGUAGGAAACUGCCUGGUGCUCGCUGUUCUGCUCCGCAACGGCCAGAUGAACACCAAGACCACCAACAUGUUUAUUCUGAACCUGGGUCUGGCUGAUCUCUGCUUCAUCUGGUUCUGCGUGCCUCUCCAGGCCACCAUCUACACCAUGGACGAGUGGGUGUUCGGAACCAUCGUAUGUAAGGUCGUGCACUUUAUCAUCUACCUGACCAUGUAUGCCAGCGUCUUUACUCUUACAGCUGUUUCACUGGACAGAUAUUUAGCCAUCUGCUACCCCCUGCAUGCCAGAGAACUGCGAACCCCACGUAACACCCUCACCUCCAUCUGUGUGGUGUGGGGUCUCUCGCUGGCGUUCUCCGGCCCUUACCUGAGCUACUACCAGCAGAUGGAGCUAAAUCACACCACAGUGUGCGUCCCCGCCUGGGACAUCCAGCACCGCCGAGCCAUGGACGUCUGCACUUUCGUUUUCGGCUACUUAAUCCCCGUUCUGGUCCUCUGUCUGACGUACGGGAGGACCAUCCGCUACCUGUGGACCAGCGUGGACCCCAUGCAGGACGCCUGGGAGUGUCGGCACGCCAAGCGCCGGGUGACCAAGAUGAUUGUGAUCGUGGCGGUUCUGUUUUGCCUCUGCUGGCUGCCGCACCACCUGGUCAUCUUGUACAUGUGGUUCGGUCAUUUCCCCCUCAAUCGUGCCACCUACGUUCUACGAAUACUCUCUCAUCUGGUGGCGUACGCCAACUCCUGCCUCAACCCGAUAGUGUACGCGCUAGUGUCCAAGCACUUCCGUAAAGGUUUUUGGAAGGUGUUCGGGUGCAAAACUCAGAAGCGACUGGUCAAUAAGGUGAACGCGGCUCCGCAGGCGCAGGCCAUGAGUUUGGUGGAGGUCGCGUCCAGCGAUGGAUCCAAUCAGAGCGACGGAUCUGGAAGAGCUCGAUUCCUUAACAAGGAUGGAAGGAAGAUGGUGGCGAGUGCUUUUAUGACCUUUAAUGUCACUUAA